This is a messenger RNA of Trichoplusia ni (cabbage looper), 5735 nucleotides long. RefSeq lists its product as uncharacterized. NCBI's taxonomy places the organism in Eukaryota, Metazoa, Arthropoda, Insecta, Lepidoptera, Noctuidae. The coding region runs from base 339 to 4415 and encodes 1358 amino acids. The record is from RefSeq and is a predicted model, not a curated record. Gene Ontology annotation, biological process: DNA integration; proteolysis. The transcript is spliced from 2 exons. Gene Ontology annotation, molecular function: aspartic-type endopeptidase activity; nucleic acid binding.
UUUAUAAAUGUCCGAAGAAACAAUUAAUAUUCUCAGAAAACAGCCAAUCAUAACACAAUAUAAGCCCGAAUAUUUUUGUUAACUCAAUACGAGUUAUAUUUUUUUAGUCUUACGACAAAAUACAUAAUUGUCUCUCUUUGUUUGUGAUAUAACGGUCAAUAUUAAAUCAAAAUGUUUGGUAUCGAUUACCAUAGUUUAUUAUAGCAAGAAUUAAUGAAUUUUGUUAUUACGCCUUUUUUUUAACCAAAACAGGUUUUAACUCCUUUGUUUUGUAGCUGUGUUUAUUGUUCUCAUAGCCCAGUUUUUAUGUUUGUGACGUUUAAGAAUAAAAGUUAGCAAUGCGCACGCGUGGCGCCCCCGGCGGGGGUAGUCGUAACCCGACUGUUGAGCGGAGCGGACGAGCGCGUGCGACUUGCAGAGUGUAUAAGUAUUUCCUAGUAGUGGUUUUAUUUACCUGCCCAACCAAGGACGCUGAACACCACACGUGGCGACGAGAUUUCAUGACGCCCCAAAAAAUGUCCAGCCUUCCACCCGUUGAACCACUGCAAUGUGACGGCGACCCCAUGUCACUGGGACUCCGCUGGGAGAAGUGGAGACGGGCUCUAGAAAUAUAUCUUCUUGCGUCAGAAAUAAAAAACCCAGUUAUAAAAAGAGCCACUCUUCUGCAUAUGGGUGGCACAGCCUUACAAGAAAUAUACUAUAAUACCCCUGGAGCACACAUUGAGGGUUCAGACGUAACAGACUCAACAGAUGUUUACAGGGUAGCAAUAGAUAAACUUAACGAGUACUUUUUGCCUAAACAAAGCAAAGUUUAUGAAAGGCAUAUAUUUAGAUUACUUAAACAAGAAAAUGAUGAGAAAUUUGAAAAAUUUCUUGUAAGGCUGCGUCAGCAAAGCAAAAAGUGCAAAUUUGCCAAUGGGGAAGACGACAACAUAAUCGAUCAAGUGGUCGAAAAAUGCAAUUCGAUGGAACUCAAGAAAAAGAUCCUUACCUUAGGUGAUGACGUUACAUUGGACAAAGUCAUAGCGGAAGCUAAUGCUAUAGAGUCAGUACAAAGGCAGCUCUCUGAUUACGGCAAUGGUAGUGCACCGCGUCCCAUUGCGAAUAUAAAUAGAAUUGAUGCUAAGCGUCAAUUUGACCAAAAUAAAGAUUGCUCACGUUGUGGAAGUGAGAAGCAUAAUGGUGACAGUCUAUCAUGCCCGGCCAAAGAUAAAAAAUGCUCAAAGUGCGGUUAUAUUGGACAUUUCAUGGCUAAGUGUCGAACGCGGGCUAGUAAACGUAGAUCGACACACGCGAAUGGAGGAAAAAUGCCUAUUAAAAAGAUUAAACUUGACAAUAGCGUCAAAAAAUCCGAAAAUUCUAACGACGAUCAGAAAAAGGCAUCAUCCAACGUCAAUUAUAUAUUUUACUUUGAUGGGGACGGAAAAAUAAAAUGCGACAUCGGCGGUGUCAAUAACAUUGAACUUCUAAUAGACUCUGGAAGUAAUCAUAACAUAUUGACCGAUAAAACAUGGACCUUUCUUAAAAGUUGCAAUAUACAGGCUACAGAACAAAAUGCAAACCCAGAGAAAAUAUUUAUGGCGUACGGUAGCUCGGUACCCUUGACAGUGCUAGGUUCUUUCCAAGCUGUAGUUAAAAUCGGAGCAGAAGAAAGAAAUAGUACCUUUUACGUUAUCCAAGGCGGGACACGAGAUUUACUCGGUAAAGAAACAGCUACAGAUCUUAAAGUCCUCAAAUUAGGUUUGGACAUCAAUGCGGUAAGUGAAUCUCAAAAUCAGGGACCUUUCCCCAAGUUUAAAAAUAUAACACUAGAUAUAGCAAUAGAUAAGACAGUAACACCUACUAGUCAACCAUGUCGACGAAUUCCAGUACCUCUGGAGGAGAAAGUUAACAAAAGAAUUGACGAAUUAAUAGAGUUGGAUAUAAUAGAACCCGUGAAUAAACCAUCCAGGUGGGUGUCUCCUAUAGUACCGGUGUUGAAAAGUGACGGAAGCGUUCGUCUUUGCGUAGAUAUGCGGGUAGCUAACAAAGCAAUUCUUCGAGAGCAUUAUCCCCUUCCCACGAUGGACAAACUCUUGCCAAAAUUUAGGAAAGCUCGUAUUUUUUCUAAAUUAGACAUUAGAGACGCCUUUCAUCAGAUCGAGAUUAGUGAAGAGAGUCGUCAUAUCACUACUUUUAUCACUACACGAGGACUUUUCCGUUAUAAAAGGCUGAUGUUCGGCAUCUCUUGUGCACCAGAACUAUUCCAAAAAACACUUGAGAGAAUUUUGUUACCUUGUGAAGGAACGCUUAACUUUAUCGACGAUAUUAUUGUUUACGGCAGGGAUGAACGAGAACAUCAAACCCGCUUGGAUCGCGUUUUGGAAGUCCUAAAAAAAUAUAAUGUAACUCUCAAUAAAAAGAAAUGCGUCUUUAAUGCUAAGGUAGUUCAAUUUUUAGGUCAUCAGCUGUCGUCGGAGGGGGUAAAACCUUUAGACACGUAUAUAAAAAGUGUGGAUACAUUUAGAGAACCCAAAACUAUUGAAGAAAUUCAAAGUUUUCUCGGUUUAUUGAAUUACGUUAAUAAAUGGAUCCCUAAUUUUUCAACCACCACUGAGCCUAUCAGGAAACUCUUAAAACUAAAAAUUGGUCUCAAGUCUGACCUAUCGAAGUACUGGGAACAAGAGCAAAAAACUGCUUUUGAUCGACUUAAAACUCAACUCCAGAAUAUACAAAGUCUGGGUUAUUACGACCCGGAAGAUCAAACUCAGGUAUUAGCAGAUGCUAGUCCCGUUGGACUUGGGGCUGUACUAGUGCAAAUGGAUGAUAAAGGACCCCGAGUUAUUGCUUUUGGUAAUAGGAGCCUAUCGGAGGUUGAAAAACGGUACUGUCAAACGGAGAAGGAAGCUUUAGCCUUAGUUUGGGCCGUAGAGCACUUUCAUAUUUAUCUGUAUGGUAGGAAAACAUUCGAUCUUAUAACGGACCACAAACCGUUAGAGGUAAUUUUUGGACUCAGAUCUAGGCCUUGUGCAAGGAUUGAACGUUGGGUUUUGCGCCUGCAGUCAUACAAUUAUCGUGUCGUAUACCGCCCUGGGAAAAACAAUAUAGCCGACCCAUUCUCUCGUUUAUGCCAAUCCACUCAUAAUACCUUCGAUCGCGAAGGUGAAUCCCAUAUAAACCAACUUGUUCAAUAUGCGAGACCCUGCGCAAUCCCUAUGCAGACGUUGAUCGAAUGCUCUGAAGCAGAUGAGGAGAUCCAAUUAGUAAAGGAGGCUUUAAACACAAACAUGUGGGAGCCUCGAAUUAUCCAGUAUCGUAUAUUUCAAACCGAACUCUGGACUCACGACGGCAUUCUCCUGAGGAAUGAUAAAAUUGUUAUUCCCACCAGUCUUAGGAAACAAGUUUUAGAUGCAGCUCAUGAAGGUCAUCCGGGCAUCGUAGCGAUAAAAGGUCGAUUGCGCACUAAAGUCUGGUGGCCUAAAGUGGAUAAAGAUGCAGAGGCUAAAGUUAAAAGCUGCCGGGGAUGCACUCUUGUAACUGCUGGGAAUCCCCCAUUACCAUUAAAAAGACGCCAGUUACCAGAUCAACCUUGGCAAGACGUCGCGAUAGAUUUUCUUGGUCCACUGCCGUCGGGACAUUACUUACUGGUAAUUGUGGAUUAUUACAGCAGGUAUAAGGAGAUAAAAGUUAUGAAAACAAUUACCACAGCAGAUACCACGAUAAUGUUGAAAGAGAUAUUUUCAAGAUUGGGUAUACCCAUAACCCUGACGGCCGACAAUGGAAGACAGUUCACGAGCCAAGACUUUAAAAAUUUUUGUCAAGAAAUGGGUAUUAAAUUACGGAGUACGACUCCUUACACUCCUCAGGAGAAUGGCGAAGUCGAGAGACAAAAUCGGGAUAUCCUUAAACGUCUACAAAUAAGUCAAACUUUAAAAUCUGAUUGGCAGUCAGAUCUUUUAGAUUACUUAAUGAUGUGCAAUAGUACACCCCAUAGCUCGACAGGCAAAACACCCGGUGAACUUUUCUUUUCCAGGAAAUUUAGAGACAAGUUACCAUCGAUAGUUCGAGAGAAGAGUGGAGUUGAUGGGGAAGUAAGAGAUAAAGACACUAUAAUGAAAGAGAAAGGAAAAGCAUACGAAGACAGAAGAAGGAAAGCUACAGAAUACGGAAUAGAGGUUGGAGAAAAAGUGUAUGUGAAAAAUGUGUCAAAAGGAAAUAAACUUACUGCCCCAUUCAACCCCACCCCACACACAGUACUCAGCUCCAGUGGAAAUGAAUAUAAUGUAAGGAACGACGAUACAGGCCAUGAGUAUAGGAGGAACAUCGUGCACCUAAAAAAAGUUCAAGGCGAAUGGCAAAUAUAUGAUCCGGAAAAGCACGCACAAGAUGUACCACUCGACAGUAAUGAGGCACUGGAUAGUGACAAGGAUGAAUAAUUGUGAUUGAAGCAUUUGCUUCGAAAUGGUUGAUUCCGAAGAUUAGUUAAUUUUAAGUUACAUUAAUUAUAUUGUAUUUUCUUCAUUUUGUAAACAAGGAAGAGGUGUGACGUUUAAGAAUAAAAGUUAGCAAUGCGCACGCGUGGCGCCCCCGGCGGGGGUAGUCGUAACCCGACUGUUGAGCGGAGCGGACGAGCGCGUGCGACUUGCAGAGUGUAUAAGUAUUUCCUAGUAGUGGUUUUAUUUACCUGCCCAACCAAGGACGCUGAACACCACAAUGUUAAAAAAAUGUAGAGUCAGUUUCAGAUUUAGAACACGGUUCUGUUAUUUUAAUUUUAAUUUGAAGAUGCUGUCGUUUGUUUUUAAUAUUCAUGGCCGGAUUGUCAUACUGGCUGUGUUUCUACUAUGAGUAUUUGGUAUAGAACCAUUGUGUGUGCUAAAAUGAGAUGCCGCCAUGCCCAUAGUAGUUCUGUCUUGCUUUCACAAAGACAACAAUCCUGCUUUAAGUUUUCAUAUUACUGGUAAAAGUUGUGAAUUCAAGAUUUAGUGAAUUUCUCCCGUUAUUUUAAAUCUAAUCUUGAAUAUUUGUUCGCUUCGAGUGUGUUUGUGCAAGUGAUGUGUUAAGAAACCUGGUAUCCGUAUAUUUUAUGCAAAGAAAACAUUUUCUACUGUCUAGUUUUAGUUAUUCUUUUCAAUUCUAGGGAAGUUCUUUCACAUAUUAAAUUAGGUUUGCUUUUGAUUUUAAUAUUAUGAAAUAUAUUCUUAGAAGCGUGUUUGGAGGCCAGGUCAAGUUGAAAGCAGUAUAUUUUUGUAUUAGUUUUCUCUAUUAAAGAUAUGAUGACCCUGCUAUGGGUGCAACUAAUACAAAUAUUUAACUGCUUAAAUAUGUUCAGCUUUUGCGAGAUCUAUUUGUUAAUACAACAUUUGCGAACAUUUUAUAAAAAAUAAUUAUAUAACCUACUUGCAUGUGAUGUUUGACCGUCGUCGUAAGUCCUUUCUCUCGUGCAUGGAUUCGUUUGGUCAUUAAAAUGUUGCCAGUAAUUAAACUAACUGUGAAUUUAUUACAAAAUUAUUCAUUGGAAGUCCUGUUAUAAGCCAGGAUCACCGAAUUGAAUAAUAGCAAGAUUAAAGUUCGGUGCGUCCUACGUAACAAUUAAUUGCGCCCUUAAUUAAACGGGUUAUGUUUCUGAGUCGGUAAGAAACAAAAAACUUUAAAUUAGUCAUUUAGCAGUCACAUAAUUCCUUCAAAUGUACAGGGAAAAUCCCCAUAGAGGAAUAUUUUCAGUUUGACGUGUCUGUCUGCUUCUUUGUAGAGUUAUA